CAUAUUGAACCUGCUAUGCAAUUUGUUCAUUCACAUGCCAAUCAAAUUGUUGCCGACGAGAGUAGGCUGUCCCGUGGCUUGGAAUCUCUGUUUAUGUUAUUUUGCGAAUUCCUGUUACUACUCAUAAAUACUUGGAUAUGCUGACAAUUGAUGGCGAUGCCUCCUGUGUGAUGAAUGAGUAUUCCGAGUAUCAUAACCUGGUUAGAUCGUCUUGUUAUCGCUGAGAUAUCGGAAGAUUGACGAUUGAUUAGUGUUGUCUGGUGAAGGUAAAAAUGGCAGCGUAUUCUUAAAACAUUUCUUACGAGUGCCUUUUAAAAACGAACAAAUUAUUUCAAAAGGGUCGUGGAACGGUGCUACCUGAUGUUUUUACUUGUAGUAUAGAAUGUUUGAAAAGUGGGAGAAAGGCAGUCGAUGAGAUGGACAGAUUCAGACGGAGCAGCGGUUAUGCUCUAUGAACGCCUGCCCUGGCCCAGUCAGGACUGGGUAAGUGUGUACACAGUGCAGGUAACAAAAAGCCUUCUUGUUACAAUUGUGUCCGAUUGCCCCCGAUCGCUUUGAACUCACAUAACCGUGUAUCGCUCGUCUCCCCAGACGGAGCAAUACCUGUUCUCCGUCGAAAUCGGCCAAAUCACCACAAUUAACCAAAGUGAGUUUGAAGGAAAGCAAUUCAAACCUACGUGAUUUGCAUUAACAGAAAACAAAAGAAGAGGUUCCAGUUGAUACCUCGUCUGAAAACCGUGUGUUGGUUCUGUCCUCCUGUGAUAUAUAUAGAUCCUCCUGUUUCUGUUGUGUUUCCGGUAAGGUUUCACAUUGCACUAGCUGAAAUAUGUAGACAGCUGUGCUUCCCCUUUAGUUCUCGCAAAUGAAAAUGGAGGAUAUGUCUCUGUCUGGCCUGGACAACACCAAGCUGGAGGCCUUAGCUCAUGACAUAUACUCUGAGCUGGUGGAGGACGCCUGCUGGGGCCUGUGUUUUGAGGUGCACCGGGCCGUCAAGCAAGGUUACUUCUUCCUGGACGAGACGGAUCAAGAAAGCAUGAAAGACUUUGAAAUCGUGGACCAGCCCGGGGUGGACAUAUUCGGGCAGGUGUACAACCAGUGGAAGAACAAGGAGUGCGUGUGUCCCAACUGCAGCCGCAGCAUCGCGGCCUCGCGCUUCGCCCCUCACCUGGAGAAGUGCCUGGGCAUGGGCCGCAACAGCAGCCGCAUCGCUAACCGCAGGAUAGCCAGCAGCAACAAUAUGAGCAAGUCGGAGAGCGACCAGGAGGACAACGAUGACAUCAACGAUAACGACUGGUCAUACGGGGCGGAAAAGAAAGCUAAGAAGAGAAAGUCAGACAAGAAUCCAAAUUCGCCCAGAAGAUCGAAAUCUUUGAAGCAUAAAAACGGAGAGCACAGUAGUGGCGUCACCUCCGAUCCUUACAAGUACAACUAUAACUCUGGCAUCAGCUACGAAACCUUGGGCCCAGAAGAGCUGAGGUCGCUGUUGACAACGCAAUGCGGGGUUGUGUCAGAACAUACGAAGAAGAUGUGUACACGCAGGUCACUGCGGUGUCCCCAGCACACGGACGAACAGAGGAGGACCGUCCGGGUGUUCCUCUCGGGGCCGUCCGCGUCAACACUACCUGACCCAGACGCAGUGGCGGAGAGCGAGGGCUUCGAUGCCUCAGAUGGGCAGUCUCUGAUUGGCCGGCUGCAGUGGGACGGGUCGGACAUCUCUCCCUCUGACUCCGCCUCCUCAAAAGCAAGCACUAAUAACUCAGACUCCAAGAGGCCCAAGAAGAAGAAGAAGCCAUCACUAGGCCUGGGCAGUGGCGGGGGAGGAGGGGGCGGGGCCAGCAGCGGAGGAGGCGGGGCCAGCGGCAGCUCGCAGGGAAGCCUGAGCCUGUCCAAUCGCAAGAAGAAGCCCAAGCUGCCGGCUCCUCCCACCCCCAGCAUCUACGACGACCUGAACUAGCAGGCGUGCGUUCCUCCUGCCUGCCAACCCUGCCCCUCCCCCCGCACCGGUCCCCUGUCGCACAUCGACCAGGCGGGGCCGCACCCUUCUUGUGUGGUGGUCACCCCCAUUCUGGAGAUGAGUCUCCAUUUUUAUCACAGUCUGCUGGCUCCCAGCUUGCGCCCUACAGACAUCGCACCACACGGCUUGGAGCCUCACCACACAGCCAGAAGAACAGGCACUGGGGUGGGGGGGAAUGGCGUCCUAUCGCCAUCGACCCGGCCCGCCCAGACCGGCAAGAGUGUACUGGGAUCUGGACAGUGAGUGUGCAAAUAGAUAUAUUCUGCACAGCCAGUGUGCUAAUGCCGGUGCAUCAAUGAGCAUUCAUCCACACUUUCAGAGCAGGGUCUGUCCGUGCUUUGCGUUUGUAUACACAUGGUGUGCGUCUCCUAUCUUGUGAUGUUACCCUACCCAGUCAGUCAAAAAAAUCCAUUGAAUAUUCAGUGGAACUGAGCUGGGGUUAACUUUGUACAUUUGAUCCUGAAAAUUCAGACAGUAGGCACUUCUCUUUCCGAUCACAUGACCUUAGUCACAGGACCAACCGGCUGUUUUCGCUCCUUUCGAAGCCGGAGAUUUCACCGCGUGUCAUUGCGUACGUGCGCGUGUCUCCGUGUGUGAGAGCUUGGGUGGGAUCUAUAUUUACAGCUCACGUACGUGGGCGUAUUUGUGCGCAGUGAGGAAGUGUCGAUUGGCCGCGCGUGUGACGGGUGAGGCCGUGUGCUAGUACUGCUGCAUGAGUGCUUGUGAUGUGCUGUUCUGUGGCUCAGGCGAAUGUUAUAGCGUGCCACCGGCCUUGCGUGAUGUCACGGAACUAUGGAGCUGCACAGUCACCUUUGCUUCCUACUGCAAGAUUAAUGCUACAAACCGUCUGUAACGAGGCAACAAGUUCACACGAGCCGCACGUUAAGAGCUUCUCCAUGCGCGAAAGGACCAGUGUUCGCGUGCGGAAGGUGCUGGAAUUGGAAUGCUGUACACCUUUGGCGCCGUACCUCAAGAAGCUUUAUUUGGCGAGUAGGCCAGAGUAAGUUCUUGACGGAAUCACCACCUGGACUUUCACGUUCACGAAGAAGGAAGAAGAUGGCUCCAGGCUUUGUUCACUCUUUCUGCUGGUGUGGGCGCAGUGUCGCGAGUUUGCGUGUUCAAAUGUGCUCCGCGUUUGGAGUGGGGGAAUGUGGAGAAAUCCGAAAACCCAUGAGGAAUGGGAAUGUGACAGUAUGUAUGGCAUGUCAAGGGAUAUAUUUGAAUGAUAGGAUGAUGGAGGAAGCUUGAGUAAUCUGUAUGUGUGUGCCCUUGUAGGUGAGAGUAUGUGUCUGUGUGUUUGUAUAUAAGACAGUAUGUCUGUUUGUGUGUGUGUGUACAGCUCACUAUAAUGUCUAGAGUUUCCUUCACUUCACAGUGGUCUCGGUCAGUACAGGGGUGCUGGUAAUAAUAGGAAAAAGACCCCCCAAAAGAGAAGAGAUAUAUUUUUUCAUGCUCAUGCAUCUGUGUGCAUGCAUUUAUUGUAUAUGAAUUAUCAUGAUGUACAGAAAUGUUUUUUUGUUGUCUCAACAUGUAAAGUACUGUGGCUGCCUUUUUGACUGAAUAAAUUCAAGUGGCAUUUAGA
Messenger RNA from Conger conger (European conger), 3596 nucleotides. Its product is annotated as ataxin-7-like protein 3. Gene Ontology annotation, cellular component: SAGA complex; DUBm complex. Lineage: Eukaryota; Metazoa; Chordata; Actinopteri; Anguilliformes; Congridae. The coding region runs from base 863 to 1954 and encodes 363 amino acids. Gene Ontology annotation, biological process: positive regulation of DNA-templated transcription; regulation of transcription by RNA polymerase II. The record is from RefSeq and is a predicted model, not a curated record. The transcript has 14 exons. Gene Ontology annotation, molecular function: transcription coactivator activity.